This is a messenger RNA of Pochonia chlamydosporia 170, 1911 nucleotides long. Its product is annotated as glutaminyl-tRNA synthetase. Gene Ontology annotation, cellular component: cytosol; cytoplasm. Gene Ontology annotation, molecular function: ATP binding; glutamine-tRNA ligase activity. Gene Ontology annotation, biological process: translation; glutaminyl-tRNA aminoacylation. Lineage: Eukaryota; Fungi; Ascomycota; Sordariomycetes; Hypocreales; Clavicipitaceae. The transcript has 6 exons. Bases 1 to 1911 code for a protein of 636 amino acids. The record is from RefSeq and is a predicted model, not a curated record.
AUGUCAGAAGCUGUCGUCGAAAAUACUGCAAAGCUCCAGCUUGAUGAGGAGACCGGGGAGAUGGUCUCCAAGAGUGAGCUCAAAAAGCGGAUGCAAAAACGGGCAAAGAAGGCAGCUGCAGCAUUGCGCAAGACCCAGGUAUCUUCAGAAGGAACCACAAAAGCUGGAGGGCAGAAACAACUUAAUACAUCAGUAAAGAAGCCCAGUGAUGCAGAAGAGAACGUCGUUGAUCCAGAUGCAAUGUUUAAGCAAGGGUUUCUGGCUGAGGUUUACAAGACGCGUCCUUCGGAAACUGUUGUCACCCGGUUUCCGCCAGAGCCAAAUGGAUACCUUCAUCUGGGACACGCAAAGGCCAUUGCUAUCAACUUUGGGUUUGCAAGAUAUCAUGGUGGCAAAACAAUACUGAGGUUUGACGACACUAACCCCGAUGCCGAGAGAGAGGAGUACUACAAGGCUAUCGAAGAGACAAUUCGAUGGUUGGGAUUUACACCAUCCAAAGUUACAUAUGCAUCUGACAACUUCCAACGGAUGUAUAACCUCGCUGAAGAACUCAUCAAGAAGGAAAAGGCAUAUGUCUGCCACUGUAACGAAGCCGAGACUAAGCUGCAGCGCGGCAGUGAGGACGGUUCAACCCCAAGAUAUCGAUGCGAGCAUGCAAAGCAGGAUGUGGACACCAAUCUCAGGAAGUUUUCUGCCAUGCGCGAUGGCGAAUAUGCGCCGCAGACAGCCUGGCUUCGCAUGAAGCAAGAUAUCGAGAAUCCCAAUCCUCAGAUGUGGGAUAUUGCUGCUUACCGUAUUCCUAAAGAUCAGCAUCCUCACCUUCGAACGGGUAAUCAUUGGCGGGUGUAUCCGACCUACGACUUUGCACACUGCCUAUGUGAUAGCUUUGAAGGCAUUACGCACAGUUUAUGCACGACCGAGUUUAUUAUGUCCCGGGAAAGUUACGAAUGGCUAAAUCAGCUCCUGGUUGACUUUCAGCCAAUGCAGCGCGAAUGUGGUCGAUUGAGACUCGACGGCACCAUCAUGAGCAAGAGAGAGCUCAGGCGGCUGAUAGAAGAGAAGGUUGUCCGUGGCUGGGACGAUCCACGCUUGUACACACUCAAGGCUAUUAGGCGACGGGGUAUACCACCAGCGGCCCUUCUCUCGUUUAUAUACGAACUUGGAGUGACCACAGCAACAAGUAACAUCACCAUCAAGCGUUUUGAGCAGUCCAUUCGACGAUAUCUGGAGAGGACAGUUCCUCGCCUCAUGCUUGUCCUUGAUCCGGUUCGAGUCAUCAUUGAAGAUGCAGAGGAGCAGGACCUUGAUGUCCCAUUCCUACCUAAAGAUCCCAGCAUGGGUUCCCAUAAGGUACGACUAACAAAAUGCGUCUUCAUCGACCGCUCCGAUUUCCGCGAAGUUGAUAGUAAGGACUACUUCCGGCUUGCUCCUGGCAAGACAGUUGGGUUGCUCCACAUGCCUUAUCCCAUCAAAGCGGUAGAUUUUACCAAGGAUGAUGCUACUGGGAAAGUGAAGGAAAUCAGAGCUGUCUUUGAUAGGGGAGCCAAGAAGCCCAAGACAUUCAUACAGUGGGUUCCGGAUGGUUCUCCCACGGCCGAGGUGCGCAUUCACACGGCCUUGUUCAAGUCAGCUCAGCCAAAAUCCGCGCCGGGAGGGUUGAUGAACGACAUAAAUCCUGAAAGCGAGACUAUCUGGCACAGCGCAAUGAUUGAAAAUGGUUUCUACGAGGUGCGACGACGGGCUCCGUGGCCUGAGGCGGAAGGUGAGAAGGCUGGCGACUUUGGACCUGAGAGUGUCCGAUUCCAGGGCACUCGUGUUGCUUAUUUCGCAUGUGACUCGGAUAGCACAGAUGAGAAGAUUGUUCUCAACCGUAUUGUUGCUUUGAAGGAGGAUUCUGGUAAAAGCGGCUGA